Messenger RNA from Ictidomys tridecemlineatus (thirteen-lined ground squirrel), 3558 nucleotides. NCBI's taxonomy places the organism in Eukaryota, Metazoa, Chordata, Mammalia, Rodentia, Sciuridae. The record is from RefSeq and is a predicted model, not a curated record.
CGGCGCAGGCGCUGAGGCCGCAGCGCGGGGCGGGGCGGGCCUGCUGAGAGCCGGGGUUACGGGGCUGUCUACUGAGGCGGUACUGGCGGUUUAUGGACUCUUUCUAUUUCCUUUCCUUUUCCCCGUCUUCUCAGUGUGAUUUUCUUGAAAUCACCUUUGCUCCAGAAUCAACAAACUCGUCGUCUAAGAUUGGUUCCUGUGUAUCCCAUGUUUAUAAGUCAGUGGAGUCAAGCCCUAAACACACAAGCUGAAAAAUCAAAUAAGGGAAUGAAUUCUUUCUUUUGACAGUUUUUACUUACAGGAACUUGAUCAGUAUGGAGAAUUGUAGAGGAUCUUUAGAGGCCAGAAUAAUUUUUUCCUUUCAUCAUUGGAAACCUCCCUGAAUUUCUUGGCUGUCUUCUCUGGAGUCUGGAAUUUGAGGCUAAACUCAAUUAUUAAAUUGGCUCAGACAGAAAAUCGAAGAGAAUGCUCCGUUUUAACCGAUAUCAGCAUCUGAAACAGAUAACACAAAAAUGUGUUUCUAGUAUAUAUGUUAAAACAGAUAAAUGUACACCACUAUUUCUUUCAAGAACCUUUGCACUCACAGAAUUAAGGAAGUCAUGGUGUUCAACCCACUCUCUUUUGGGAGACAAAAAUAUUAUCCUAAUGGGACCUCCUGGUGCUGGAAAAACAACAGUAGGCAAAAUUAUAGGGCAGAAACUAGGUCGUUGUGUCAUAGAUGUGGAUGAUGAUAUUCUUGAAAAAACUUGGAAUAUGAGUGUGUCUGAAAAAUUACAGGAUGUUGGCAAUGAGCAAUUUUUAGAAGAGGAAGGAAAAGCUGUGUUAAACUUCUCUGCAUCUGGAAGUGUGAUUUCCCUCACUGGAUCCAAUCCCAUGCAUGAUGCUAGCAUGUGGCAUCUAAAGAAAAAUGGCAUAAUUGUAUACCUGGAUGUACCCCUAAUGGAUAUAAUUAGUCGUCUAAAAUUAAUGAAGAUAAAUAGAAUUGUAGGUCAGAAUUCUGGAACGUCUAUGAAAGAGUUACUUAAGUUUAGGAAACAGUAUUAUAAGAAGUGGUAUGAUGCUCGAGUUCUUUGUGAAAGUGGGGCUUCCCCAGAGGUGAUAGCUGACAAAGUGCUGAAUGAAGUUAAAAGGUACCAAGAUGUGGACUCAGAAACAUUCAUUUCAACAAGGCAUGUUUAUCCUAAAGACUGUGAACAGAAGCUUUCAACAAAAUUCUUUAGCGAAGCUGUGAUUGAGGGCUUAGCUUCUGAUGGUGGACUGUUUGUUCCUGAGAAGGAGUUCCCAAAAUUAAGCUGUGGGGAGUGGAAAAACCUAGUAGGAGCAACUUAUGUAGAAAGAGCACAGAUACUGUUGGAAAGGUGUAUACAUCCUGCAGACAUACCUGCUGCCAGAUUGGGAGAAAUGAUUGAAACUGCUUAUGGGGAAAACUUUGCCUGCUCAAAAAUUGCUCCUGUCAGGCACCUUUCAGGCAACCAGUUCAUCCUGGAGUUGUUUCAUGGGCCAACAGGAUCAUUUAAGGAUUUAUCUUUACAGCUUAUGCCUCAUAUUUUUGCACACUGCAUUCCACCAAGUUGCAAUUAUAUGAUACUUGUAGCUACUUCAGGAGACACAGGGAGUGCAGUCUUAAAUGGUUUUAGUCGUCUUAGUAAGAAUGAGAAGCAAAGAAUAGCUGUGAUCACAUUUUUUCCUGAGAAUGGAGUAAGUGAUUUUCAGAAAGCACAAAUAGUUGGCAGUCAGAGAGAAAAUGCAUGGGCAGUGGGUGUCAAGUCAGAUUUUGAUUUUUGCCAGACAGCUAUAAAAAGAAUUUUUAAAGAUUCUGAUUUCACUGGCUUUCUUACUGUGGAAUAUGGAACAAUAUUAAGUUCAGCUAAUUCCAUAAACUGGGGCCGACUGCUUCCUCAGGUAGUUUACCAUGCUUCUGCCUAUCUUGAUCUCGUUAGCCAAGGAUUUAUUUCUUUUGGAAGCCCAGUAGAUGUCUGUAUUCCCACAGGAAACUUUGGAAACAUAUUAGCAGCAGUGUAUGCCAAGAUGAUGGGAAUCCCUAUUCGAAAAUUUAUCUGUGCCUCCAAUCAGAACCAUGUUUUGACCGAUUUUAUAAAAACAGGACAUUAUGAUCUAAGGGAAAGAAAAUUAGCUCAAACUUUUUCACCAUCAAUAGAUAUUCUCAAAUCCUCAAACCUGGAGCGACAUUUACACUUGAUGGCUAAUAAAGAUGGGCAGUUAAUGACAAAAUUAUUUAAUCAGUUAGAAAAUCACCAUCACUUCCAAAUUGAAAAGAUUCUAGUUGAGAAACUUCAGCAGGAUUUUGUAGCUGACUGGUGCUCUGAAGGAGAGUGCCUAGCAGCUAUUAAUUCUACCUAUAAUGCUUCAGGAUAUAUUUUGGAUCCACACACUGCUGUUGCAAAAGUGGUUGCAGACAGAAUGCAAGACAAAACUUGCCCAGUGAUUGUCUCAUCUACAGCUCAUUACUCAAAGUUUGCACCUGCUAUUAUGCAGGCUUUAAAGAUAAAAGAAAUCAACCAAACUUCAUCAAGUCAGCUUUAUUUAUUGGGUUCAUACAAUGCAUUACCUCCACUACAUGAAGCUUUACUAGAGAGAACAAAACAGCAAGAGAAGAUGGAGUAUCAGGUUUGUUCAGCUGAUAUAAAUGCCCUGAAGAGUCAUGUGGAAAAACUAAUCCAAAAUCAACUCAUAGGAAGGUUUUCUGAGUAGAAUAUUGUUUCCUGCUGAUAAGUAUGCAAUAAUAAAUCUCAAAAGUUGAUUUGGAGUACAACAGCAUUUGUUUCUAUGUAAAUGUAUAUGUAUAUAUGUGUAUAUAUUUAUCUGUUAAUUUUUGGAACUUCAGUAGCCUAAUUUCUAGGACAGAUCAUUAUACCUACAUAUACCUCCUUCAAUCCUUAAUCUAGAAGUGACAAAUGGUGGCAAAGUACAUGGAACCUUCUGCUAUCAUAUGCUUUGCUUUGUGCUCUUGAGGGCUAUGUCAGUUUCUGUUCCCUCAUCUCCACUUUUUAAAUGGACCAAAAUAUAUUCAGUUUUGCAAUUAAAAAUAUUUAAGCACAAUUGUUAAGUACACUGCUUGUAACAAUUUACUAUUUCUCUUUUGGCUAGAAAGUUUUUAUUGCUCAAAAUAGCUAACUUGUUUGGAGGAAUUAGUAAAUUCAUCUAUAAAGGUUAAGGCCAGUAUUUUAAAUCAUUUUCAAACUCAAUUUUGAACUACAAUUAAUUGUGUGUUUCCUACAAUUAUCUAAUUAUAUUAGAUAAGUGCUCUGCCCUUCACUCCCCUUUGACUGUUUAACUAUAAACAGUCAAAGGGGAGUGAAGGGCAGAAGGAGGAUGAAAUUUGAAAGCAAGAUAGUAUUUAAAUCCAGGAUGUAACAGUCAACAGAAGUACUUAGAAGUGGAUAUAGAAAUAAAAUUACCUAUUUCAAGAGGUCAGUUCUCCAAAAUUGUUAAUAAAGGUAUAGGUAUUGUUAUAGACAGCAGCUUUCCCAUAUUAUUGGAAUCCAUUUCUAUAUAAUUGAUCUAUUAACCCUUCAAUAAAGUGUUUUGUUUUCUGUG